Messenger RNA from Aquila chrysaetos chrysaetos, 5232 nucleotides. RefSeq names its product melanopsin-like. Lineage: Eukaryota; Metazoa; Chordata; Aves; Accipitriformes; Accipitridae. Bases 275 to 2140 code for a protein of 621 amino acids. The record is from RefSeq and is a predicted model, not a curated record. The transcript is spliced from 13 exons. Gene Ontology annotation, molecular function: G protein-coupled receptor activity. Gene Ontology annotation, biological process: visual perception; G protein-coupled receptor signaling pathway. Gene Ontology annotation, cellular component: membrane.
UGCAGUAAACCAUUGCACAGAAGAUGAACAUUAGCAAAUGAAGGUUAGCGGUGACAGCAAGAGCACCAGGGAGCCCCUGGAUUAAUGCUGGUGCUUUGGAAAACUCUAGUGGUGCUGCUGCAGUCCUGAAAAAUAAGCACAUGUUUUCAUGGGAUCUGUUUAAAAUGGAAGGCUCACUUCUCAGAGCAGUUUCCGCACACAGAUCUUCUGGCAGCAGCUGAGUGGGUCUCCCCAGGCAGCAGAACAGUGCAAUGAAAAAACUAUUGACGUCUAGAUGAGAUGCAUGAAGCCAGAGGUGGCUGGUGAAGGAUUCACUCUCAGUUAUCAACAGAAAUGGACGUGUCUUCAGCAGAGUGCUUGGGAUUCUGUCCCAGACUACAAAUGGAGAGAGGCAAAGCCAACCUGGGAGAAAAAGGGACAGGGUUUGAACAUGGGCACCCAGCCACACCCCGUGACCAAGGCAGAGAUCCCCGACUAUGUUCUUUACACCGUAGGAACAUGUGUGCUCAUUAUUGGCUCCAUUGGCAUCAUUGGAAACCUCCUAGUUCUCUACGCAUUUUACAGCAACAAGAAGCUGAGGACACCCCAAAACUACUUUAUAAUGAAUUUGGCUGUGAGCGACUUCCUGAUGUCGGCUUCUCAGGCACCCAUGUGCUUUGUCAACAGCUUGCACAGAAAGUGGAUUUUUGGAGAUAUAGGCUGUGACUUGUACGCUUUCUGUGGGGCACUCUUUGGAAUAACCUCAAUGAUGACUUUAUUAGCUAUUUCUGUUGACCGCUACCUUGUGAUCACUAAGCCCCUACGGUCCAUACAGUGGUCUUCAAAGAAACGCACCGUGCAGAUCAUCGCCGUCGUGUGGCUGUACUCGCUGGGAUGGAGCGUGGCUCCACUCUUCGGGUGGAGUUCCUAUGUGCCUGAGGGCUUGAUGAUAUCCUGUACAUGGGACUAUGUAACCUACUCCCCUGCAAACAGAAGUUACACCAUGAUUUUAUGUUGCUGCGUGUUUUUUAUUCCCCUGAUAAUAAUAUUCCAUUGUUAUUUAUUUAUGUUCCUGGCCAUAAGACGUACUGGCAGAGAUGUUCAAAAGCUGGGGUCCUGCAGCCGGAAAUCCUACCUCUCUCAGUCCAUGAAGAAUGAAUGGAAACUAGCAAAAAUUGCUUUUGUGGUCAUCAUUGUGUUUGUCUUGUCCUGGUCUCCGUAUGCUUGUGUCACCUUGAUUGCCUGGGCAGGUCGAGGCAACAUCCUGACACCAUAUUCCAAAUCUGUGCCAGCAGUUAUUGCCAAAGCUUCUGCAAUCUACAACCCCAUCAUAUAUGCAAUAAUUCACCCAAGAUACAGAAAAACCAUCCACAAUGCUGUUCCCUGCUUGAGGUUCCUAAUACGAAUAUCGAAGAACGACCUCCUGAGAGGGUCCAUAAAUGAGUCAUCAUUCAGGACCUCUCUCUCCAGCCAUCAGACUCUUGCUGGCAGGACAAAGAGCACUUGCGUUUCAUCAGUUUCCACUGGAGAAGCUACCACUGAUUACACAAUGAUGCAAGAGAGUAUCAACUGUGAUGAUUUCAUAAACUCUAAAAUACCCAGAUUAUCUUUGCAAUAUGAGACCUGGAGCGAUGUAGAGCUUGACCCUGUAGAGCCACCUCAUAAGAAACUGCAGCCUCACCGAAGUCAUUCUUUCUCAACAAGUCUGAGACAGGAGAAGAGAGACCUGCUCCCAAAGACCUGCAGCUGUGAUGCAGCAACUGCAGAAAAGGUUUCACUCUCCUCCAGCUGUUUGGAGAAGGUGCUUGGGCGGCCAGUCCUACACAGUCCCCCUGCAACGCUCGUGACCAGCUCCCUAAGAGCAGCUUCUCUGCCUGUGGGUUUGAAUAGCAGCAGUGUCAGCAGAGGAGGAGACUCAGGUACUUCACAGAUGGCAACUCAAGAAAGUCAAGUUAAUGGAGUCCUGGGCUCUGUCAUUAACAAUACAAUCCCUCGCAUCAUCAUCAUUCCUACCUCAGAGACCAACCUAUUUCGAGAGGAGCUGGAAGAGGAGGAGACUGAAUUAUUCCACUUUCAUGACAAAACGGGCAAUCUGCUGGACUUGGAAGGGCUUAGCUCAUCCAUGGAGUUCCUUGAAGCUGUUGAGAAAUUUCUAUCAUAAGUUUGUCAAAAGAAAACUUUCCGGUAAUUAUUUUCUUGGCAUCUUCUCCACUUAAUUAUACCAAAUAACCAAAGCCUUGUAGGUUAGCUCAUCAGACUUUUUGUAUGUUUAUACAGUAGUCACUAGGCAGCCUUCAGAUUUAUCUUUGUCCAGACCAGCUCAGCCGUGGAAACAGGCUUUCUUUCAGAUUGUGCUGCAGGAAAUGAGCAGUGGAAGAUCUGGCAGCAUGAUCGAGUAGCAUCGGUCAAGUCGGCCGCCUGCUUCGUGGGGCCCUGAUUUGUAACCACAGAUAGAGGUGCCAGCAGAAAGAAAAAUGACUGAGCGAGAGCAGGGGCAGCUGCUGAAUGUUUCUGCUACCUGUGCAUGAAACGGCAUUCCUGUUUUGGCAGCUCUCUUGUGGACAGUGAGGGGAAGCACCAUGAGACCACAGCUUCCACCAGCCCCAGCGGUAAUGCAGACGGCUGGAUGAUCUGAUCUAUCGUUUAAUCAAAUUAUUUGCAGCAUUGGUUUUGUUUUAUUUUGUUUUUUCAAUAGGCAGCUUGCUAAAUGUAAAUAAACAAACUGAUGGUGUGACUGGGAAGUGACUGCUUGCUUUUAAAAUUUAGUGCUAGAAGUCUGGAUUUUACCUCAGCAUUAGCACGAUCACCUGAAUGUUGAAAUGCAAGGUGCUAUAUGCUAAAACAUACACUGCUACCUGUAGAAGCAUUUAGAGCACCUUCAGAGUUACAGUCUUGAUUAAAUAUGUAUGGAUCCUAAUAAGUCUGUGAUUAAAAGGGUGAAUGUUCAUAGCUGGCUUGAUAAGUCAUUGAUAAAAAUAAAGCCUUGGCUGCUAUAUAUCACAUGUCUUUUCAGAGGAGAUUCUUCUCCUCUCCUCCUCUAAAAUGACUCAGCGGAUGUAUUCUCCUAUAGGUCACUUACCAGAGGCCUUCAGGGUGGUUAAAACAUCAUCUCGGGGAGAAAACUCCACAGUACUGUGCUGUUUGCUACAGGAUCUGCAAUCACAUCGUUAUCUGUGGUUACUGAUUGUACUUAUUUUAUCUGUGCUUCACAUUAUGGCUCAGGCUCACAAGACCCUCCUAGUAUUUUAUUUCUAACUGCAUUCUUCCUUUCAUUACUCAUUUUCCCUUUCUAUAACAUGUUCUCCACAUCCUCCCAUUCAGUCUCUGACUUUCAAAUGUAGACAAGUUGAACUAUAUGGUUCUCCACAUAAUAUCAGUAUACCUUAUUAGAAAGCAGGCAUUUCUCUGGAUAUAAUAGUGCAAAUAUUUGGUCCAGUGAGUCUAGAAGCGUUCAGACAUCCAACAAGAGAGUGAGAGUUUAUGCUCAUAGUCUCGGGCUAGUCCCUUGACUGUAUCCUAGAUUGUGCAGAGACCACUGAGAAUGUUUCCAAGUUUUGUGUAUGCACUGGCUGGUCUUGAGAAGUAAUUUCUCUUUUCCUGUUCUCCUGAUGCAAAAAACAGAUGGAAAGGUGGAAGGCCUAGAACUAUUUUUUUUAAUUAUUUUUUUAUUACAAAAGAAGAUAACACAAAUCUCGUUUGCAACUAGCUAGACAGGAACACCACUAAAGAACAAACUAAAACCCAAAGUAGGGCAGGAGAGAGAGGAAUGCCUCCAAACUCACAGACCUGAGGCUUUGCAGGGUGUCAGCACAGCAGACCUUCGAGAGGACCAAGACACUUGCUUUUGGUAUAGGCUGUGCUCUUUUUAGGAAAAAAAAAAACCACUGGUGGGUUACAGAGGUCAUUGCUGAGACAGGCUGCCUGUUGCAAUGUUAACACUCUUAAUGCUGCUGUUAUUUGAGGUACUCUGCUGUCUAGAGAACCUCAUCAGAAAUGAGGCCAACACACCUCCUUACCUUGUAGGGAAGAGGGGACAAGGGUGGCGGAGCCCCAUCAUGCGUGCAGUUGCCGGCGUGCAGCCCUGGUUCGUGGUGCAAGGGGCCAGGGCUCAGCCGGGUCAGCACCACGCUGCGGUACCUGCAGCAGGGCUGACAAAGGCUGUGCCCACCGGCACUGGCCUACCGGGUCCAGGAAUCACGCCAAGGUCGUCUGCAAUCAGCUCAGCAUUUCCAAAGGCAAUUCCUCCAUGCGAGGACUGGCGCAGUGAGCAGGCGGCGUGGGGCAGCUGCUGGGGGCUGGGGUGGGGACGUGCUCGUCUGCACCUCCUCAGUGCCGGGCUUUCAUCCAGUGCAUGGUUUUGGCCACAAUGAGUAAUCAAAUGUUAAUUAAAUACAACGUUCAUGGAAAAUGGGGGAGACUUAAUCCUAGGCUAAACAUGCUGUCCUGCCAUCUCUGAUUCUUUUCAUUUUUUUGCUGAACCUGUCCUCUCUGAUUUGGUUUUUUUCCUACGUCAACUGUGCAGUCAGUGACCUUAUUUCUUCUUGCAUUUAAUAUCCUUAGCUGCUGUAUGUCCUUUCUUCUUGAGCCAGAUGUUGGGAAGCAAGCGUUCUUAUAAAGCUUCCAAGUCUUACACCUGACUUUUACUGGUUUAAUUACUCUAAAUAACAAUAAGAAAAUGUAUUUCAUGUUCCAAGAUAUAAAAACAUGCCCUGGAGCAGAUUUUGCACUCAGAUGUUGACAGACUUGUACUGGUAAGACUGUAGGCAGGAUAUUGCCAUAGUUUCCGACAGGAUGAAGAAAGUAAGACCUAAAGUAACAGUCAACAAACUCCUCCGUAUCCAGACAAAUUUUUGCAGUUAGCCUACUAGAUGACUUUCCAGUGGUCUCUUGCAUAUGUGCUGGUACUAAUGAAGUGUCUCAGAAAACUAGUGGGCUUGAGGUAUGUGCAAAGAAGUGUUUCAUUUUUAUACUGUUAAUCUCAUAUACUGUUAGUACCAUUGCUUCUGAGAAAGCAUUGACCAAGCUAAUGUCAAGAUUACUGUUUAUUUCAACUGAUGUAGGCUAGAAUGCCAAAUGAUAGAGCAGUAGAGAGAUAAAACCUAAAGUUGUAUGAAAUAUCAGAUAGACUUAUUACAAUUACUGUGAGAUUUUUGCAGAAACAUCAGUCACAGAGUAAAUGAGUCUUAAAUUGACUGCUGCAAUGCAGAAAAAUUUUGCAAACUUCUCUGUUGCCACAUUAGAAUAGAUGGCACA